GGGUGAAGGGUUAAUUUGUAGCUGGGGAAACCUGAUGCUAAUUAAGUCUCAGGAAUGCCACAUACACUGACAUUAUAGUGCAGAAGCCCUCAGAGUGGAUCAGGCAUGGAGAGAGCCGGCAGUAAUGCGUGAGUCCAGUGUUUUUACUCCUUUGUGACGGUCGGGAAAAGCCAGCCUCACUAAACCCUGGAGCUGAAGGUAAUGUGCACAGAUGAGCUGCCAAGUCUGUAAAGUUUGUUUCAGUUGUGUGAGAGGCAGAGUAAGCCCACAUAUUAGAUGCGAAAAUGCUUUUACUGACAUCUCUGCUGUUGCUGCAACUCUCCUGGGUAUCGCUGCACAACGCCGCGCAAGCUGUAGCGGAGAUUUGCCGGGGGACGCACUGCUAUGGCGGAGACACCGGCGAUCCAAGACCGUGCACCGGGGCGCACUGUCCGGGGAGCCGAUCUUCCAGACCCCCGCGGCAGUUUAACCCGUCAACGCAGGGGAAAACGGCUCAUGUAGCCGCCGGCCAACACCGCGUGUACCCGAGCUCUCCAAGAGCGGCAUCGGAGACUUUUCCAGGCGCCCAGCUGCUACUGCGCGGGCGGCACAGCGACGGCAGCACUCGGAGUGCGCCUGAAGUUUUACCUGCAGGAUGCACCGAUGCGGAGUGCGCUGUUCAUGUGAGACAAUUUCAACCCGGCAAUGACACCAGAGACUGUAAAGGGAUCGAGUGCAGACUGCCGCUGAGGAUACGGCCAAAAGCUCGAGCAGUGGCUUGUGUGGGAGAAGGAUGUCUGGCCGGUUCAGAGGAGAGCGUGCCUCCUGUACAUCUGUCGGACAGAGCCGCGCAGUUUCUGGGGGAUUUUCCGGAGUUUGGAUAUCCAUCGUCGGAACUUGGCGCAGCGCCUUUAGGUGUCCAGCUUACAUGUGAUAUCAAGCCAGGGGAGAAUGAAGUUCCUUCAGAAGAUGCCCUCAUCUUGCACCUCCAGCUGUCCAAGGGGCAGGAGAAGCUUGUGGAGGCCCUGAGAGCCCAGCAGAUUAUCAUCCGUGAUCUGCAGCAGAAGCUUGCUGACCAACAGGAGGCCCUGCUGUCACAGCAGCGUGAAAUCCUGGAGCAGCAGCAGCGAAUGUAUGAGCAAAUGGAUGUGGUGAAGGCCCAGUACGGUCUCCUCUCAGACACCUUCAAACAGGUUUCCUUCCAGGGCCUGAAGGGCGAGCUGCAGAGCUACUUCGAGAGCCAGCUGGCUGGACUGCAAAGCCAAGCCCGCAGCCACCUGCAGAAAUCCUACGCCGUCCACAAAGCGGACAUCAACUCUAAGGUGAUGGAUGUGGUUGGGGAGGCUCACUUUCCUCAGCCUCUCCUGGGAUGUCCUUCACCCUGUGGAUCAGAGGAGUACUGUGACUUUCAAAAGGACCCAGCUCGGUGUGAAAAGUGCACCAUGUGUCCACCAGGUUUCUUCCUCAUCUCACAGUGCUCUCCAACUGCGGACAGAAUAUGCCAGGACAGAGACGAAUGCCUUGAAUUACCAAAUAUUUGUGGAGAGCGAGUGAAGUGCCUUAAUACUCCAGGGGGAUUCAGGUGUCUGGGCAUUUCUGAGAGAGACGCAAUAAUGGGCUUGUGCGGUCAUGAAUAUUUCUACAACCAGGAGCUGCAGGAGUGCCAGGCCUGCUCUGACUGUGACGGAGAGCCUGUCACUGUUCCCUGUACAGCAGUCAGUGACACCAUCUGUGGCCAGCUUUCGGAGACCCGGCUCUCUGAGUCUUGGAUGGCGAAUGUGGCAGUUCCCCCUGCCAGAUCAUCUGGCACCCACAUCUUUCCUGGGCUUCAGCUAAACAUACGAAGCAAAGAAAAAAGCGAUUUGCUGUCCAACCAGGUGGGCCAGUUGACCUUCCAGCAGCACGGGCUGGUGUGGUUGGAUCAUAACUUUGCAAUAAAGCACAGUUGCAGGAACUUCCUCCAGUUGGGGAUGAGGCUAAAUGGGAGCCAGGAAGAGGAGGGUAAGGACCUCAGCGGUGUUCGCAUCGAACAACCGGAUGGGAAGUAUUUCCAGGGGGUCAGCGUCAGUACCGGGGUGGAGGUGGAGCCUAACCACAGCUUCACACUGCUGUUGAGGAGUCCAAAUCAACAUUGCAAUCAGAGCAAAGAUCUUCACGUGUAUGAUGCUGCAGGGCCCUCUUUGAGUCUGCUCUGGUUGUCUCAUGAUACUGGUGCUGUAGCUAUGACAGCUCAGAUGUCCCUGCUGAUGCACUACCAGACCAGCUACCGCCCAACUUUCCGCAUAACCUCAGUUUCAGACCCCUACAUGAUCAGCCUGACUCAUGACAACCGUGGGGUACGCUUCACCGAGCGCGGAGUGGUCAAGUUUGUCCUUCAGCAAGCACUUUACUCCAUGGGGCACACCUGCGUUCGAGAGGGUUUCUCCUUGAUUGCCUAUAUAAACCGCAACGGAACCGGCCAAGAGGUGAUGCAGGCUUUUAAGACUGGCGUUAAUUACAGGGACACUUCCAUUACACUCUCAGGUGCUGUGAGCGUGGACAGUGGAGACAUGCUCAACUUUGAGAUCACAUCCCCGUCUCAGUGCAACGUCCGCUAUUUUGGGGACAGCACUGGAAUCAGUAUUUUGAGUCUUAUCUGGAUUCCUUCAGCAGUGUCGUCAGCCUUUACGGCUACUGUGUCCAGGACCGGUCUUCCCUUUGGAGCGGUGAGGAAUAAACCUCUAUUGUUCCAGCAGAUCAGCCCAGAUACACCACAGGUCCACUUGGCCCGCUCUGGGGAGCCAAACAGCCGGAAGAACUUUAUAUUCCGUGAGAAAGGAACAGUGAACAUAGCUCUCAACCUCAAGCUGAUCCACUCUUGUAAUAUAGUAAAACUCACUCUGCAGCGGGUAGGGGGUCAGGGCAAGCAGGCUGGUCCUGUGGCUCAGCAGGUGUCAGGAUCUAUGCCUGAAGGAAGCGAGUGGGCCAGUGUAGGGCUGAGAGCCUCAUUUCAAGUCCAGAAUGGCACGGCUCUGUACGUCACGCUGGACUGCAUCCGUGGACGAAUUAACCAGAUAGCACACGAGGGCGGCACUAACAUUUCAAUUCUCUGGGUGGCAGUGUGAUCCAAGAAGGGGCUGAGCUUUUCUCAUCAUCAUUUUGUGGAAAAAGACAGUUUUGCACAUGUUGAAGGACAAAUACGGGCUAAUAAAAUGUAGUCUUCUUUUCCACAUAUCCUGUCACAUUAUCUUUAAUGUAUAUUUCUGCACCUGUAUAGACGUUUAUGAUUAUUUGUUUUGUAGGGUGUAACACUUAGAUGCUAAAAGUACUGCUUUUUGCUUGAAGUACUUCGGCUGGUUGAGCAGUGACCAAUUCUACAUCAAAUGUCUGAAUGUGUGAGUGUGUGUUUGUCUGUAUGUGUAAAUGGUGUGGAUACUUGGAAAUGGUGCUUAUGUAUGUCUGUGCAUAUGUACACACAUAUUGGCAUGUCUACUUUUGCGUAUGAAUCAUUUAAUAUGUAUAUAUUAAUACUUAACAUCCAUAUUGUAUUAAACCUUUUUGUAUUGAAUUAUGAGGUUGUUAAAGCAGUAUUUUAACAUUUGGGGAAAUGCAGUGAACCAUUUUCUGGAGGGCAGUUUCAUGAGUGGACCAGUGCAAACCUAGUAGUUAGUUAGCUUAGCACAAAAACCUCAAACAGGGGAAACAGCUGACCUGGUAUUAGCCAACAGUAUGGAAAUGUAUUAGCAUCUCUAAUACACAGCAGCAUUUAACCAAAGGAACAUCCCCUGCUUCAUCCAUCUGUGUCUACAGCAACCUGCAGGACCACCUCCAAGGGGACACCCCCUGCAGCAGUUAAAUAUCUGUGACUCUCCAUCAGUUUUUAGAAUCGACAAAGCCACUUAAAUGAAAGUUAAAAUGUCUUCUUUCAUCAGAAAGAAGUCCUGUUGCCUUUAUUUCAAGCGCUUUAGUCAUUCUAACCGUGUGAACCUUUGCAUCCUCAGAGACACAGAAACUGCAACACCUUUAACCUAUCAAAUGUGUUAAGUCACAGCAUUGCAUUGUGGGGCACCCACACUUUGGCAGUUCUGUGGGCUAGCACAGAAAACCUGGAAGCAUAUAAAUACGCUUCAGUUCCAAAUAAAAUGCAGGUUGUGGAGGUGUUAUUUGCUUUGAUUGGUAACUUCUUGGCUUGUGGAACUCACUAGUCAAAAUCACUUGGCAAAUGCUCAGAGUUAGGAAAUAACCCCUCAUAAAGCAGCUAAAUUACACAUUAGUUUUUGCUGAGUUGCUCCGUUAAGAUGGAUGUAGUCGUCUUGAUGUCAUCAACUGAACUUUUUAACUCUUGUUUAAUAGGCUUUUUUGUAGGGUCUUGGCACCAUUGUGUUGGAGAAGUCCGGUUCAGUCACUUCUAGCUAGCAGAGAUAAACAGCUAAUAGCUCCAGCUGCCUGUGUUGGCAUUCACAUGUAGCAAUUCAGUCAGCAUUGCACAGACAUCAUGAAGAGGCACCAACUUAGGAUGUUAUUAGUCUGUUUAAAGGACAUCUAAGAAAACCAGUUUUUGCAUGAGGCUGUGAACAUCUCUACUGUGAACAAGUGUUUUAAGUGGGGAGUUGAAGCUAGCCUCGAGGCUAACUUGAGGAUCUGGAGUUUCUGGCACUUCUACAGUAGCUUAAUUUUCUCAGCCCUUGACGGCUCUGCUUUUUUGUUGUAAUGAUUAAACAAACACAAUUUAACUUGUAAAUUGUUGAGCUUUGACAAUACUGGCAGGCUGUUUUUUUUAACUACUGCACAAAACCAAGCCAGCUGUUUCCCUCUGUUUCAGUCUCUGUGUGUAGCUAAACUAAGCUAAUUUCAUAGAUAACACACCGAUAUGAGAAUGCUAUCAUUGUUCUCAUCUAACUUCCUUUCAAAAUAUGGUAAUUUGCUGAAAUAUAUAAAAAAUAGUCUCGCCAAAUCUAUUGUAGUACCAUUUAAAAGAGCAGGGAUUUAAAAAAAAAUGUUGUUUUUGGUAUUUAUUUUACGAAACAGGACCUUUGUAUUUUGCUGUGGAAUGCAUAUGAAUUGUUAGGUAUGAUAAAACAGUAAAAAUAUGUAUAGUAUGGAGUAAAGCACUGAGUAGACAUGUAGUGAUAGUGUCUACUUGUACACAUGUAGUUUUGCGUAGUAUUAUGGAAUAUGCAAACAUCUUCCUUUGUUAUUCUUUUGCCUAAACGCUGUUCCUCUGUAAAGAGCUGCCCAUGCAUAUCCCUCCUAAUUGCCUCUGUGUGUGUUCUGUCCUCUGAACAAUUAGGCAUAAUUAAGUGUUUCAGAGAGCUGGCAGCAAAGGCGCCGCUGAAAUUCUUCACCUUUUUUCUCACUUCUUUGCACGCGGUGAUAUUUUUGAGGUGCUUUUAGACUCCCUGCAAGUUUCUUGUGGAACAUCAGUGUAUUUACAGUAUUCUGGUUCAACACCAAAUAAAAUAUACAUAUAU
Molecule: messenger RNA, 5429 nt
Organism: Maylandia zebra (zebra mbuna)
Lineage: Eukaryota; Metazoa; Chordata; Actinopteri; Cichliformes; Cichlidae
Gene: nell3
Product: NELL (neural EGFL like) family member 3
Molecular function (GO): calcium ion binding; protein binding; heparin binding
Source: RefSeq, a predicted model, not a curated record